Molecule: messenger RNA, 2079 nt
Organism: Indicator indicator
Lineage: Eukaryota; Metazoa; Chordata; Aves; Piciformes; Indicatoridae
Gene: GFPT2
Product: glutamine-fructose-6-phosphate transaminase 2
Exons: 19
Coding region: 1-2079 (692 amino acids)
Biological process (GO): UDP-N-acetylglucosamine metabolic process; protein N-linked glycosylation; carbohydrate derivative biosynthetic process
Molecular function (GO): L-glutamine:D-fructose-6-phosphate transaminase (isomerizing) activity; carbohydrate derivative binding
Source: RefSeq, a predicted model, not a curated record
AUGUGCGGAAUUUUCGCUUAUCUAAACUACAGAGUGCCUCGAACUCGGAAGGAAAUAUUUGAGACCUUGAUAAAAGGAUUGCAGAGACUAGAAUACAGAGGAUAUGACUCUGCAGGAGUGGCAAUUGAUGGAAAUAAUAAUGAAGAUAAAGAAAGAUUCAUCAAACUAGUUAAGAAAAGAGGAAAAGUAAAGGCCCUGGAAGAAGAGUUGUACAAACAAGAUGACCUGGAUUCAAAAGCAGAUUUCGAAACGCACUUCGGAAUUGCUCAUACACGCUGGGCAACUCAUGGAGUUCCAAGUGCCAUCAACAGUCACCCUCAGAGGUCUGAUAAAAGCAAUGAAUUCGUUGUUAUCCAUAAUGGAAUCAUCACAAAUUAUAAGGACCUGAGAAAAUUUCUGGAGAGCAAAGGCUAUGAGUUUGAAUCUGAAACAGAUACAGAAACGAUCCCCAAACUGAUCAAAUACAUGUAUGACAACAGAGAGAGUGAGGACACCAGUUUUUCAGCCUUAGUAGAAAGAGUUAUUCAACAGUUGGAAGGCGCUUUUGCAUUGGUUUUCAAGAGCAUCCAUUACCCAGGUGAAGCUGUUGCUACCAGGAGAGGGAGCCCUUUGCUCAUUGGGGUUAGGAGUAAGUACAAGCUCUCCACCGACCAGAUUCCUGUUUUAUAUAGAACAUGUAAGUUGAUAAAUCCAGUUACAUUCUUUUUAAGAACUAAAAAUGUGAAAAACAUGUGCAAUUCACGAUUGAAAAGGUUGGACAGCUCUACCUGCCUUCAUGCUGUUGGGGACAAGGCAGUAGAAUUCUUCUUUGCUUCAGAUGCAAGUGCUAUCAUUGAGCACACCAACAGAGUGAUUUUUUUAGAAGAUGAUGACAUUGCAGCAGUAACUGAUGGGAAGCUUUCGAUUCACCGCCUCGAGCGCUCAGCUAGUGACGAUCCUUCCCGGGCCAUCCAAACCUUGCAGAUGGAAUUGCAGCAAAUCAUGAAGGGUAACUUCAGUGCAUUCAUGCAAAAGGAAAUUUUUGAACAACCAGAAUCUGUUGUCAACACAAUGAGGGGCAGGGUGAAUUUCGAGAGCAGCACAGUCUUGCUGGGGGGGCUGAAGGAUCAUCUGAAGGAAAUCCGAAGAUGCCGAAGACUGAUCAUUAUUGGCUGUGGGACCAGUUACCAUGCUGCAGUUGCUACUCGACAAGUACUGGAAGAAUUAACUGAACUCCCAGUGAUGGUGGAACUUGCUAGUGACUUCCUGGAUAGAAAUACACCUGUGUUCAGAGAUGAUGUGUGCUUUUUUAUAAGUCAGUCAGGUGAAACUGCAGAUACGCUCAUGGCCUUGAGGUACUGUAAAGAGCGUCGUGCUCUGACGGUUGGCAUCACAAACACAGUGGGAAGCUCCAUAUCCAGGGAGACUGACUGUGGGGUACAUAUCAAUGCAGGACCCGAGAUAGGUGUGGCAAGCACAAAGGCUUAUACCAGCCAAUUCGUGUCUCUUGUAAUGUUUGGCCUAAUGAUGUCUGAAGACAGAAUUUCCUUGCAGAAAAGGAGACAGGAAAUCAUUAGUGGACUGAAAUCAUUGCCAGAGAUGAUUAAAGAAGUCUUGUCCUUGGAUGAGAAAAUACAUGAUUUGGCUCUUGAACUGUACAAGCAAAGAUCACUGCUGGUUAUGGGACGUGGGUAUAAUUAUGCCACUUGCCUAGAAGGAGCUCUGAAAAUAAAAGAAAUCACUUACAUGCACUCUGAAGGUAUCCUGGCUGGUGAGCUGAAACAUGGGCCGUUAGCCUUAAUAGAUAAACAAAUGCCUGUUAUCAUGGUGAUAAUGAAGGAUCCUUGUUUCACCAAGUGCCAGAAUGCUCUGCAACAGGUCACUGCUCGACAGGGUCGCCCAAUCAUUCUGUGUUCUAAAGAAGACACAGAAAGCUCAAAAUUUGCCUACAAAACCAUUGAGCUGCCUCAUACAGUUGACUGCCUUCAAGGAGUCUUGAGUGUUAUUCCUCUCCAGUUGCUUUCGUUCCACCUGGCUGUUCUCAGAGGAUAUGAUGUGGACUUUCCAAGAAAUUUGGCCAAAUCUGUUACUGUAGAAUAA